This is a messenger RNA of Candida dubliniensis CD36, 1107 nucleotides long. RefSeq names its product tyrosine protein phosphatase (gene PTP1). The coding region runs from base 1 to 1107 and encodes 368 amino acids. Gene Ontology annotation, molecular function: protein tyrosine phosphatase activity. The record is from RefSeq and is a predicted model, not a curated record. Lineage: Eukaryota; Fungi; Ascomycota; Pichiomycetes; Serinales; Debaryomycetaceae. Gene Ontology annotation, biological process: protein dephosphorylation. The transcript has a single exon.
AUGUUUCAGUCCAUUCCUUUUCUAAUAUCAUUCACAAGAAUGAAUAUAUUCAAGAAACCAAUAACAGCAGUGACAAGUGGGUUAACGGCUAUUGCAUCCAAUGAAUCCCACAAAGAAAACUCAGACUCCUCGUCCAAGAAAAAGGUGCCUGCAGUUCUUAAAAUCACCUCGCACAAGCAAAGGGAGGAUUUCAAUGAAUUGAAUGAGAUUGAGUCGCAGCGUAUAGUGGAAGGGUUGAACAACGCAGCCAUCUCCAUCUGGUCAAUCAGUGCUGGGAUAUCUCGUGCAAACCGCAAGAGAAAUAGAUAUGCUAACGUUACACCAUGGGAUAGCACAAGGGUGAAACUACCCGUUGUGGAUGGAUCGUUUUCUGAUUAUAUUAACGCAUCACACAUUCACUUGAAAACCACGGCAAACAAAAUCUCCAACAGAUACAUUGCAUGCCAAGGCCCCUUGGAACAUACAAUUCAUCACUUUUGGGCAAUGUGUUUUAAUGAACUGGAAAAGCAAAAAAACGACGUGGUUGUUGUUGUGAUGGUGACUCCUUUGGUGGAAAACGGAAUGGUAAAGUGCGAUAAGUAUUGGCCAGAAUUGCAGGAAACCUGGGAUUUCACCUCCAGAAAUGAAGAGGAUGGUAUCAAGUACGAGAAACUAUCCCUCACAAACAUCAGCGAGAAUCACAAGGAACUGGAAGACUACUUGGUCACCGAAUUGGAAUUGAAAUCGCCCACCAAGAGCAAAAAGGUUUAUCACUACUACUACUAUAAAUGGGCAGAUGCCAAAGUCCCGCCAUCUAUCAAACCGUUAAUUGACUUGUCCCACAGUGUUUAUGAAAUCAAUCAACCGUUGAUCGAAUCCGGGAAGCCACUUGUGCCAAUAGUGCAUUGCUCUGCCGGGGUUGGCAGAUCUGGAACAUUUAUGGCAUUUGAUCAUUUGUUUAGAGAUGGUGACAAGUUUCGAAACCUAGUGCAUGAAGACAGAUUCGCAAGUAAGGAUUUGGUAUACCAAACUGUCUGUCAGCUACGUAACCAACGUAUGAUGUCGGUACAGACUGUGUACCAGUAUUGCUUUUUAUACGAGGCUGCUAGAACUAUAUAUAAAGGAUAG